Messenger RNA from Sceloporus undulatus (fence lizard), 6081 nucleotides. Its product is annotated as zinc finger protein 420-like. The record is from RefSeq and is a predicted model, not a curated record. The transcript has 8 exons. Lineage: Eukaryota; Metazoa; Chordata; Lepidosauria; Squamata; Phrynosomatidae. Bases 387 to 3362 code for a protein of 991 amino acids. Gene Ontology annotation, biological process: regulation of immune system process; negative regulation of transcription by RNA polymerase II; regulation of cytokine production. Gene Ontology annotation, cellular component: nucleus. Gene Ontology annotation, molecular function: RNA polymerase II cis-regulatory region sequence-specific DNA binding; DNA-binding transcription activator activity, RNA polymerase II-specific.
UCAGGUUGCUUUGUUAGAGGAGAUGGCUGUCUCUGGGGUCUCCUGAUAACUGCUGGAAGGGGAUGAGAUUGACCCCCUGCCCAAAACAGAAACAGGAUUCUGCUUUUUUGCUUUCAAUUAGGGUUUUCCUCCAUAAAAAUGCUCUUCACACCUGAGAAAAAGGUUGGAGUUGACUCUGAAUCUUGCAGCUGGUCUAUGUAAAAGAUGAGGGAGAGUAGAAAUGGGGAGGGGGGAUGAUGAUGAUGAUGAUUUCUUCUUCUUUAAAUAAAGGUUCCCUCUGUGAGCAAUAGCCUUGGCUUUGCUCAGCUGGUCACUUUUCCUGAGGAAUAGAAGAGCUGCAAGCAGAAGGGAAGAUAAAAUUUUAACAAAAUCCACUUAAAGGAAUUAUGGCACACCUAAAAUCUGAGCAAGAGAGCAGAAUUAUGUCACUGGUUCAAUCUGAAAUGUCCCCUGCUCCUCCGAGAAGACAUAUGGAUGCAACUGAUCAUAUACAGUCCCAAAGGUGCUACAAGAUCCCUUUGAAUUCUUUUCUAAGUCCUGACGCUCAGCAGAGGAUGUCCAAGACUAUAUCCUUUGAAGAUGUUGCCGUCUACUUCUCCAAGGUGGAAUGGGCCCUCCUGAAUCCCUACCAAAGAGCCUUUUAUAGGGAAGUCAUGAUGGAGAAUUACAGGAGCGUAGUCUCCUUGGAGAGGGGAAUGACGCCACUGGUCCAGUCAGAACUGUCUCCUCUUCAUCUAAGCAGACAAAUGGAUGCUGUGAAUCCUGCUCAGCUGAAACCAGUGACUUUUGAAGACGUGGCCGUGUAUUUCACAGAAGGUGAAUGGGCCCUCCUGAAUCAAGACCAAAGAGCCUUCUACAGGGACGUCAUGCUAGAGAAUUACGGGAAUGUAGCCUCUUUAGUCCUGGAGUCUGAUCUAGCUUUCCAGAGGGAACAAAAGGAAGACCUGUGGCAGACACACCUUGAAGACUCAGAUGGCACAGGGGUAGCCCAGUCAGACGGCCACUCAGGGAACCCCAGGAAAACACAGGUUUGUCCAGAGUGUGCUCGAUGCUUCACCCUAAAAUUGGCUCUUGCCAGACAUCAGAGGAUCCAUACAAGAGAGAAGCCCCAGGGCAUCUCAAAGGGUGGAGAAUACUUCAAUCAACAUUUGGAACAUGUGAACCAUCAUCAAACCAUACCUAGUGAAAAAACACAUCAUCAGUGCUCAAAGUGUGGGGAGUUGUUUGCUGAUCAGUUUGGCCUUUUGACCCAUGAAAAGGCCCACACUGGAAAGAAUCCAUAUAAAUGUUCAGAAUGUGGAAAGUGUUUUGCUAAAAACUCAGAGCUUCAGAUUCACUGGAAAUCUCAUGUUGGCAUGAAACCCUUUAAAUGCUUAGAGUGUGGAAAACAUUUUGCUGUCCAGUCAUCACUGGUGUGCCAUCAGAGAGUCCAUAAGAAAGAAAGGCCCCAUAAGUGCUUGGAAUGUGGCAAAUGUUUUCUCCACAAAACAAAACUUAUGCGACAUCAGAGAAUCCACACAGGGGAAAGACCCUAUGAAUGUUUCAAAUGUGGAAAAUGUUUUUCUGAGAAAUCCAUUCUUUUAAGACAUCAGGCAAUUCACAAUACAGAGAGACCGCAUAAAUGUGUGGAGUGUGGGAAAUGUUUUGCUUUAUCAUCACAACUUGUAAUUCAUCAGAAGAUCCAUACACAAAAGAGUUCUUAUAAAUGCACAGAAUGUGGCCGAUGCUUUUCCCAAAAGCAACACCUUCACAGACAUCAAAAAGUCCACACAGGAGAAAAACCAUACAAAUGCUUAGAAUGUGGGAAAUGUUUUUCUGAGAAAUCACAUGUUACCAUCCACCAGAGAACCCAUACAGGAGAGAGACCUUAUAAAUGUGUGGAGUGUGGAAAAUGUUUUCCCCAAAAUUCGCACCUUCGUAUACAUAUGAGAGUCCAUGCUGUAGAGAAGCCCUACAAAUGCCUGGAGUGUGGCAAAUGUUUUCUCAAGAAACCGUAUCUGAACAGACAUCAGAAAGUCCACACAGGUGAGAAAGCGCAUAAAUGCUUGGAGUGCGGGAAAUAUUUUUCACAGAUAGCAAACCUUCACAAACACCAGAGAAUCCACACAAGAAAGAAAAUAUAUCAAUGCUGGGAAUGCGGGGAAUGUUUUGGUCACCAGUCAGCUGUUGUAACACACCAGAGUGUUCAUGCCGGAGUGAGGAUGUACAAAUGCACAGAGUGUGGGAAAUGCUUUGUAGAGAAAUCAAAUCUUGAAAAACAUCAGAAAGUCCACAUAGAAGAAAAACCAUAUGAAUGCUUGGACGGUCAGACCCUCUUCACUCACCAAUCAGACCUUGGCAGCCAAACAAUACACACAAAAAAGAGACCCCAUGUAUGCUUAGAGUGUGGGAAAGGUUUUCCCCGGAAACAGAACCUCGAGGUGCACCAGAGUAUCCACACGGGAGAAAAACCCCAUAAAUGCUUGGAAUGUGGCAAAUGUUUUUCUCAUACAUCACAGCUUCGUAAACACCAGGGAGUUCACACAGGGGAGAAACGCCAUAAAUGUUCCGAGUGUGGCAAAUGUUUUCGUGAGAAAUCCUACCUUCAUAUACACCAGAGACUCCACACAGGAGAGAAACCUCAUAAAUGCUUGGAAUGUGGCAAGUGUUUUCGUGAUAAAUCGUAUCUUCGUGUACAUCAGAGACGCCACACAGGAGAGAAACCCCAUAGGUGCCUAGAGUGUGGGAAAUGUUUUCUUUUGAAAUCAAGCCUUGACGAACAUUGGAAGACACACACAGGAGAGGAGCCAAGUAAAUGUUCAGAGUGCGGAAAAUCUUUUUCCAAGAAAUCACUGCUUCGGCGACACCAGACAGUCCACACGGGAGAGAAACCCCAUCGAUGCUUGGAGUGCGGCAAAUGUUUCCGUGAGAAAUCUUAUCUUCACAUACACCAGAGAGUGCACACAGGGGAGAAACCACAUCAGUGUUUGGAAUGUGGAAAAUCUUUUUUCAUGAAAUCAUACCUUCAUGUCCAUCAGAGGGUCCACACAGGAGAAAAACCAUAUCAAUGCUUGGAGUGUGGCAAAUGUUUUUCCCAAAAAUCAAGCCUUGUGACUCACCAGAGAGUUCAUAUAAAGAGAGACCCCGUAAAUGCUUGGAGUGUGGGCAUUGGAGAGUCCACUGAGGGGAAGAACCAGGCUAAUGGUUGGUGUGUGGAAGAUGUUUCCCGCAGCAACUACUGUUUUGUAGAUACCAGCUUCGCAGAUACCAGAGAAGCCACACAUGAGGAAAGUCCCAUCAAUGCCUGGAGUGUAGCAAAUAUUUUCUUUGGAAGUCAUGCUUUUGUGUAUAACAUAGAGUCUACAUCCAAAAACUCUCCCUAAAUUCUUAGAAUGUGUGAAAUUCAUGAGAAGUAUUGAAGACUCCGCACAAGAGAAAAAGUCUCAUUUUACUUAUAUGUACUUCACCUUUUCACCCAAACAAGGUGCUCAAGAGGGCAGAGUGGACAAUGUUUUUCUUGGAAAUGUCCCCAUUCUAGACAUCAGCGAUCCCACACUGAAGAGAAUCCAUUUAAAUGCUCAAGUGUGGCAGAUGCUUUUUGCCUAAAAUCAUAUUUCAGGAUUCUGUAUUUCAGGAUUCAAACAAAGCAAAGCCCUGUCAAUAGGAGUGUAGGAAAUGUUUUCUUUCGAAAUCAAGCCUUAAAAACAUUGGAAAAGAGGCCAGUAUUAAAUUUUAUAUAAACUAUGUUGUUUUAUAUUGUUUGGUUGGCACAUCUGUAAUCUGCUCUGAGACUCUUAGAAUAAAGGGCAGGUUAAUACAUUGGCAACCAAUCCAGCAACCAAAGUGCUUUCCCUCAGAAAUCAGUUCCCUCAAUGCCACAGAAUCUGCAGAUGAUAGAAAGCCAUAGUUUAUGCUGAUUUACCAGACAUUCUCCAGAAGAGGAAAGCUUCCUGAAAUGCUUGGAAAAUGAGAAUUUCAGCUACUGAGUACAAACAUUUGCAGUCUGUGGAAUAUGGGGGAAUUGUUUUCCAGAGAAGGCUUUCAAGCUUUGUUGCACACUGGGCAGGAUGUUAUCAAUUUUACAUAAUCUUUUCCAAUCUCAAAGUUUGUAAAACGCUUCUCUCGAAAAAGUUCCAUCCCUUUGGGUGAGAAGAUACACAGCAUAAACUGGAUGGGAUGAACACAUGAACCUUUCUUUUAAAAAAAUCCUUAAACCUUGAAUUAUAUGGCAAGAGGCAGACUCAAAACAUGAAAGGUGAGUGGACUACAUUAAUAUCUAAAGUGGUGAUGAGAACCAGAAACUGUAACUCAUGGGCAGAGAACUUGCUGGUCUGGUAGAAAGCCUCCAUAGACUAGUGUAGGUGAAAGGCUUCUUGGUCACUGCUGAACUAGCUCCUCAGUUGCUGCUCCCAAGGGAAGGAAGGACUCUCAAUCCAAGAAAGAUGAAGAAUCUACCCUAGAUCAUCAUCAUUCUCCUCCUCUCCCAGAUCUGUGCCUUCCCCACACAGCUUCAAGUCAUCCCCUGGUGCAAACAUUAUUUCUUCUGUUGCAUCUACUCUCAGCCUGUUACAUGAAAGUAAACAAGAGCAGCAGCACAGUUCUGACCUGCCAGCCAGGUCCUGGCAAAAGUUUCAAAGCUUAAGCAGGGUCCUGUGAAAGCUAAUUUUUUUGCCCCCGCAUGUUCUAAUUCUUCAUCGUCACCACAAUCCUAAAAGGGUGCUCUUUCUCUUGUCUUUCUUGUAUGCUAAUACCCCUGUUGCCCCUUUUCCCUCACUGUCCGUCUGGAUCUUUUCACUGCCCCCAGGGGCCUAAAGGAGGCAAACCGCUGCACUAUAAAUUGUUGCUGUGUGCCUUUGAGUCGUUUCCAACUUACGGUGAUGCUAACACAGUGAUUUCCAAAGUGGAUGACAUGCCUUGUAUUUAGAAAUCACUGCCUUAGGGUUACCAUAAGUUGGAAAUGAAUCAAAGGCGCCCAGUGACCACAAUUUAGUGCAGUGGUUGUCCUCCUUUGGGCCUUCAGAUGUCUUGGAUGUCAACUUCCAGAAGCCUCAGCCACUAUGACUAAUUCUCAGGCACUCAGAAGUCUAAACUAUCUGGAGAACCAAAAGUUGAGAAUAGGAGGAGGGGGUGACAAGAGGUCCAACAGAAGGAACAUGUACACUUUUGUACACUUUUGGUAAGACGCAUUAAAGAGCCAGUUUGUGGGAGAGCUGUGUUGUGUAGCGAUUAAAGUACUAGAUUAGCAGCAUCUAGUUCAGUGAUUCCCAAAUUUUGGUCCUCCAGGUGUUUUGGACUUAACUCCAGCCAAUUUGGCCAACAGUCAGGAAUUCUGGGAACUGAAGUCCAAAACGCCUGGAGGACAAACUUUGGGAACCAUUGGCCUAGUUGCUACUAAACCAUGAAACUCCUCCAGGGAGGCCUCAAGUCUCUUAUCUUUCUUACCCUGACUUAUCUCACAGGGUUCUGUUGUUAAAGUGAGUAGAAGGAAGUCGGGGAGAGCCGUGUACUCCAUUUUGAGUUUGACAGAGGGAAAGCAAGAUAGGCAUUCAAUGUACUGUACUUGUUAAAUGAAUAACUAUAUACUUGGCCAAUAUGUUGUAAGCUACUUUUCUAACCCUUUGGGACCAUGAGGAAAAGCCAGUGUUACCUGAAUGGGCAUCUCCUCAUACAGAGAUGUUCUUCUGUUGCCUUUUUUGCCUACUCUGGAGAGUCCCCUAAACCUGUGGGGCAAAUCUGGGGACAGACAAGGGGGCUUCUGAAUGGAAAAUUUAACCUACCCCUGUUGUGCCUGUUCAGAUGACGGAAGGAGACCUUUGCCUACAACCCACUGGCUAUCCUUGUUUGUUGCAUCCUGUCCCCAUUUCUUUUUCGUAGAGAUUUUGUGAUGUUGCAAUGUACGUAGUCGUACUUCAAUAAAAUUAAAUUUUAAAGAAGGAGUCAGAAGGGGGAAGGAAACUCCUUUCACAAAUACUGAGCUUUACUGCCUUUUUAGUGUGUAAUGUCACUGUAUUUACAUCUGAUUUUUUUUUUAAAAAAUGUAAACUCUGCUGGAAAUGUGACUGAAGGAUGGUAUUUAAAAUGCCCUGUAAUAAAUAACCAGUG